GGGAGAUUUCCCCAUCUGUUACCCGACUCAGCGAUUACCUCAAUAUUGCCACGAGGUAAACAACUGGCAUCACCACCAGUGGGUCCUUCCACUGCGCAACAAAUGGACGUCUUCUCGAAUUCCGUGGCCGCUGCCUCCGCCAUCACCGUGAUGCUCGGCGUCGUAGCGUGGCUGGCGUUCACCCGAACCAGCCCCCGAGGAGCUCCGCCUGUGGUGCCGUCGUGGGUGCCGUUCUUUGGCUCGACUCUGUCGUUUUCAAAGGACCCUGUGGCCUUCCUUCGCCAAUGCCAGGCUAAGUACGGAUCCGUCUUCAGCGUGUACCUGGCAGGCAAAACCAUGACGUUCUUCGUCUCGCCCAAGUCGUACUCGGCGCUGCUCAAGCACAAGUCGCUGAGUCACAAGCCAGCGUUCCAAGACAUCUCCCAGAAAGCGUUGGACCAAAGCGCCGCCUUUGCCCGCUACACCCAAGCCCUCCACCCGGACUCCCCCGUCGUUGACUACCACAAGCUCAUCCACCCCCACUUGCAACACUCGUCUGCCGUGGGGGGCCUCAUCGAACGCACCCUCGCCCAGCAGCGCCGCGUGCUUGGCCAAUUCGGUGCGUCGCAGCGGUUGUCGUUGCUGUCGUUUGUCGAGCGGUGUAUUUUUGAAUCCGGCACACGCGUGCUCUUGGGUGACUCGCUCGUGGAUGCCAACCCGACCCUGUGGCAGGCCUUUCACACGUUUGACCAGUCGUUUCCGCUGUUUGUAGCCGGCGUGCCCCCCCUGUUUCUCCCGUCAGCGGCGAAUGCUCGACGUAGCCUCGUGCAUGCCUUGGACGCCAAUACAGCGGCCGACGCCGCCGCCAUCAUCCAAAAGCGACUCGAGGCCGUCAAGACGACAUUUCCCGCUCACGUCGUGGCGCCGUACGAUGCCGCCAAGGAAUCGAUGGCGCUUCUCUGGGCGGCAAGUGCCAAUUCGAUUCCGACCACGUUUUGGUCGCUCUUUUACCUCCUCCAAAACCCCACCGCGUGGAACGCUGUUCGGGACGAAGUCCGAGGGCAUUUGGGGGUCGGCGACGUGUGGUCUGGGGACCAGCUGGGCAAGUGCGUCCUGCUCGCGAGCGCUGUGGACGAGGCGCUGCGGCUGAGUGCUUCGUCGUUGAUGAUGCGCGUGGCCACGGAAGAUGUCGAGUUGAAGCUGCCGGAUUCGCACGUGCAUUUGGCCAAGGGGUCGAAUGUGAUGAUCUUUCCAAGCUUGGGGCAUUUCGACGACGCUAUUUUCCCUCAAUCGAAAUCGUUUCAGUAUUUGUUACAUAUAUUUCUUUGACAUACUGUAUGUUGUGGGUCACGAGUACAAAUCAUGGUAGAGUUGAUCGAUUUGUACACGCCACGAGCGCUCAAGCCGAAGCGUUCAAGCCGUUUGGAAUGGGCGUGACCAUGUGCCCAGGUCGAAACUUUGCGAAAAAUCAAGUAAACUGUUCAUGUAUUCCUUUAUAUAACGGGGUUUUCCAAUGUAUGUACAUCAUGUCGUGCUUUUUUUGCGUCAGGUGAAGAUGUUUGUGGCAUUGGUCAUGCUGGAAACCAAACGCGUGGCCCUUGUUCCAGGCUACGUCGAGCCAGUACAUGACCCUACCCGGUUGGGAUUGGGGAUUCUCCCGCCCACGAACGCGGCCAUCGAAAUUGACUUGGAAGCGUAGACUCCUUGACACUAUUAAUACUAGUAGUUCACGUUUAACCACA
Molecule: messenger RNA, 1721 nt
Organism: Aphanomyces astaci
Lineage: Eukaryota; Oomycota; Saprolegniomycetes; Saprolegniales; Verrucalvaceae
Exons: 5
Coding region: 103-1308 (401 amino acids)
Biological process (GO): cholesterol homeostasis; bile acid biosynthetic process
Molecular function (GO): heme binding; steroid hydroxylase activity; iron ion binding
Source: RefSeq, a predicted model, not a curated record